Messenger RNA from Strongylocentrotus purpuratus (purple sea urchin), 845 nucleotides. Its product is annotated as sodium- and chloride-dependent taurine transporter-like. The coding region runs from base 38 to 709 and encodes 223 amino acids. Gene Ontology annotation, biological process: sodium ion transmembrane transport. NCBI's taxonomy places the organism in Eukaryota, Metazoa, Echinodermata, Echinoidea, Camarodonta, Strongylocentrotidae. Gene Ontology annotation, cellular component: membrane. The transcript has 6 exons. The record is from RefSeq and is a predicted model, not a curated record.
UCUAUUUUUCGAGGUCUUUCCACGUGCGUUUGCUCUAAUGCCUCUAUCAAGGGUCUCGGCAAUUUUCUUCUUCCUAGUGGUCCUAAAGAUUGGGCUCAACUCUCAGCUCGUCAUGGUGAAGGCGUUCAUCACGUCUGUCUUGGAUCUUUUCCCUACCUGGCUGCGGAUUGGGUAUUAUAAAGAGCUAUUCGUGUUGGGAGUCUGCUUUGUAAACUUCCUCAUUGGCCUCUGUAUGGUAACUCAGGGUGGUCUCUACGUCUUCACGCUCUUUAGUCACUAUGGGGAUAGUACCUUCCCUAUCGUUUGGAUAUGUUUCUUCGAGAGCAUCGCCAUCGGAUGGUUUUAUGGAGUUAGAAGGUUCUCCCGAGACAUUGCCGAGAUGCUAAGAUGGCAACAGAUUGAAUGGUACAUAAUCUGCUGGCCAGUCACUGUUCCUAUUAUUGCUCUGCUCGUUUGGAUCGGCAACAUAGUGUACUGGGCCCCGCUGUCCUAUUCCUCUGGCUACCCGAGCUGGGCCGACAGGCUCGGCUUUUGUAUGACCCUCUCGUCGAUGGUGUGGAUUCCCGCAGGAGGGGUCUACUCCAUCUAUUACCACAUGAUCAAAGGUGAAGGGCCCACUAUGACGAGGCUGAAAAAGGUUAUUCAACCCGCUAUCGUUCCCUUUCGUGACGAAGUACCUGUAGAACCAGCUGGUGUGGAAAUGACCUAAUAUCAUGAGUGUCAAUUAAACAAAAACUUCAUGUAAUAGUGGAAAAGAUUGAAAAAAAUAAUCACUUGCAGUUUUGAAGUCGUAUGCUAUCUCUGAAAUGAUACGGAAUUAUAUAAAUACUUUAAAUUGUUUAAUU